CCGUAGGUAUAUCAAGUGUUGACUGAAGUUAUUUCUCAGGUCUCUCCAAGCUUUCAAGCGGAAACUGUCUAACAAUGGCUUCCUCUAGCCAACAACCCUCUUCUUCUUCGAUCUCAAUCCGUAAACAUGAGUUCGAAGUGUUCUUGAGUUUUACAGGUGUAGACACCCGCUACAAUUUUACGGAUCAUUUAUUCGUAUAUUUGCGUGAUAAGGGUAUUAACACUUUCAGAGACGAUCAACUUAAGAGAGGAGAGGAGAUCACAUCAGAACUUUUGAAAACUAUUGAAGAAUCAAGAAUUUCCAUAGCUGUGUUCUCAAAAAACUAUGCGCAUUCCAAGUGGUGUUUGGAUGAGUUAGCGAAGAUCAUGGAGUGCAGGAAAGAAAAGCAACAAAUAGUCUUGCCGGUGUUCUACCACGUGGAUCCUUCGGAUGUGCGAAAGCAAACAGGGACCUUCGGAGAGGCAUUUUCCAUUCAUGAGAGAAAUGUAGAUGAGAAAAAGAUGCGAAGGUGGAGGGUUUCCUUGACUGCAGCAAGCAAUCUAAGUGGUUACCAUGUGAAGGAUGAUGAGUAUGAAUCAGAGAUAAUUAAGGAAAUCGCAGAUGACAUCCAUAGAAAAUUGGAUCAUAAGAUUUUGGAUGUUGGUCAGCACAUAGUUGGGAUGGAUGCUCAUCUUGAAGAACUAAAGUCAUUGAUAAACAUUGGAGAGAAUGACAUUUGCAUGGUUGGGAUCUAUGGACUUGGUGGAAUUGGGAUGCAUGACUUAUUACAAGAAAUGGGUUGGGAAAUUGUUCGUCAAACAUCUCCUAAAGAGCCAGGAAAAUGGAGCAGAUUGUGGGAUCCUGAGGAUAUUUAUCGUGUAUUAACGAGAAAUACAGGGACCGAAACAAUUGAAGGGAUAAUCCUUGACCUUGACAUUCCUAAAUCAAAACAAGUAGAAUUUACUACUGAAGCGUUCAAAAUGAUGAAGAAACUCAGAUUGCUCAAGGUACAUCAAGAUGCUAAAUAUGACCGUUUCCAUUGGAAAGCAGUGACUGCUCCUAAAGUUCACUUUUCUGGAGACUUCGAAUUUCCUUCAUAUGAGUUAAGGUAUCUCCAGUGGGAUGGAUACCCUUUGGAAUCUUUGCCAUCAAAUUUUCAUGGAGAGGAACUUGUUGAACUCAAAUUUCGGAGUAGCAACAUAAAACAACUUUUUCAAGAAAACAAGCUUCUUGAAAAGUUGAAAGUUAUCGAUCUCAGUCAUUCACAACAUCUCAUUGAAAUACCAAACAUAUCAAAUGCGCCAAAUUUGGAGAUCCUAAUUCUUGAAAGGUGUGGAAACCUUGAGAGUCUUCCAAGUGACAUUUGUAAGUUAAAAUACCUUACAAACCUUCGUUGCUCUGAGUGCAGAAAACUAAAAUUUUUUCCAGAAAUCAAGGAGGACAUGGAGAGGCUGAGAGAGCUUCAUUUAAAUGAUACAUCCAUACAAGAGUUGCCAUCAUCAGUUAAACGUUUGAAAGGGCUUGAAUAUUUGGAUUUGUCCGCUUGUCAUAGCCUCCUCAGUCUUCCAGACAGCAUUUGCAAUUUGAGAUCUCUUAAAACUCUCAAUAUUGAUUUCUGUUGGAAUCUCGAGAAAUUGCCAGAGAAUCUUGAAAGCUUGCAGUGUUUGGAGAAGUUUUAUGCACAAUGUGUUCGUUGUCAAUGGCCUUCCCUGUCAGGUUUAUGCUCCUUAAGAGAAUUAUAUGUAAGUCGUUCCAAUCUCAGGCAAGGAGCAAUCCUGAGUGAUAUUUCCUGCUUGUACUCAUUGCAAAGAUUGAAUCUAAGUCACUGCAAUCUAGUUGAAGGUGAAAUCCCUAUUGAGAUUUGCCAUCUAUCAAUGUUGAAAGUACUGGACCUGAGCAGCAACCAUUUUAGCAGCUUACCUGCUCGAAUCAGUCAACUUUCCGAGCUGCGAGUCCUCAGGUUGAGACACUGCAAGAUGCUUCAAGAAAUCCCAGAGCUGCCCUCAAGCCUACGAGACAUUGAUGCACAUGGUUGUGCAUGCUUGAAAACUUUAUCAAGUUCCGCAUCAUUGCCAUGGAAGAGGCAAUUAUGGUGCUCUCUCUUUAAUUGCUUGAAAUCAGAAGUUCAGGAUUUGGAAUGUGGGAGUAGGUGGUCAGAUGCAAAGUUUGAUUGCCAUUUCUAUGAUGGGAAGGGAAUCAGUAUUUUCAUGCCUGGAAGCUGUGGAAUUCCAGAAUGGAUAAAGCAUCAGAAAAUGGGAAGUGAAGUAACAAUAGAGCUUCCUAUGAAUUGGCACGAGGAUAAGAAUCUCUUGGGUUUUGUUCUAUGUUCUCUUUAUGUUCCAGCUAAGGAUGAACUUGAAGUAGCAGCCAAUCUUUCAGUAUGCGAACUGAUUAUCAAUGGCAAUCAUUUCGAAUCUCUUUUCUUCAGUUCCUUUUGUGACUGCUAUGUGAGUGAUGCAUCUGAUGAAGUGUGGUUGUUAUAUUAUCCUAAGAUUGGUAUUCCGGCGAGGUAUCGCUCAAAUCAAUGGAGGAACCUUGAAGUUAUAUUCGACGACUAUAUCAUCGAAGGCAAACCAGUGAAGGUGGAAAAGAGUGGAGUCCAUCUUAUAUAUGACCAAGGAGAAGGAUCAGGAGCAGCAGAUACUAAUGUUAAUAUCAAGAGAAGCCUUGAGGAUGUAGAAAACAACCCAGCUGAGGACCCAUACAAUAAAAGAUUGAGAGGACCUGACCCUGAUCACAGGACUCAAAAUAGUACUCAGUUGAAUCAGGAAAGCUCUCUUUUAAGUUCUUACCAAUUCUUUAAUUUUCUUUAAUCUUCUUUAAUUUUAUUUGAUGUUUAGCAUGACUUAAUUUGUAAGCUCUACCAAGCCUGAUUUUAUGCAAUUUAUUUAUAUACCAA
Vitis riparia (riverbank grape) is the source of this 2878-nucleotide messenger RNA. RefSeq names its product disease resistance protein RPV1-like. NCBI's taxonomy places the organism in Eukaryota, Viridiplantae, Streptophyta, Magnoliopsida, Vitales, Vitaceae. Gene Ontology annotation, biological process: signal transduction; defense response. The transcript is spliced from 7 exons. Bases 75 to 2792 code for a protein of 905 amino acids. Gene Ontology annotation, molecular function: protein binding. The record is from RefSeq and is a predicted model, not a curated record.